UCUGAGGAGGGCUGUCUCCUUUCGAGUUCGUCUCUUAGCCUCUGAGUUUGAGACGAGGCUGCUGGAUCUGAACAUGUUGUGACAUCACCUCAGGUACAAUAUUGAAUUGUUUGGGUUGCGUUCCGCUGGAGUCAUGAAGGAAACGCCUCCAUGAUUGAAUCCCCUGUUUCUGUCGGUGGUUCUUCAGUCCUCACGCGUCAGUUGAUUCAUGGAGGAAGUAGGAAGCCACAGUAGCUGACUUCCAGCCGACAGUUGGAGAUCAGGGCAGCGACAACAACAGAUGUUCAGACAUUUUUUUGGGGGUUAAAAUGAAAACUGAACCAACAUCAGCUUCAUCUCCACAUGCGUCAGAUAUCCCACAGUCAUUCUGCUUGUAGAAGUUUCAUGUGGAGCUGGGGAUCGUUGGAGUUUCUCUGAUAUCAGAGCUGAAUCAUCAACUUUAUCUAUAACCAGAGCCUGAUUAACAAUAUCGGCCGACACCUUCACAGACAUAUAUCGGUUUUAUUACGUGAACAUUAUACUGAAUAAACCACAGGGGAAAAAGUGCAUUAAUAUUAUGGUCUUCAUUCAAGUUCUUAAUAUCUAAUUUGUUAGUGUUUUCUUUUUAUCUUUAGCUCUUCACGUUGACAGUUUCCAGGUGGGAAAUUAAGAACAUUUUGGAAAACAUUGAGAACUAUUUAACGUGUGCACACUCUGGACAGAUCAGAGACCAGGCGGGAUGGAGGCUACAAGCACAGCUGGAGCUUCUCUCUCUCUGGUGAAGAGAGGCGGACACAUGAUGCGAGUGUGGUGAGCAUGGAGGAGAUGGACAGGCAGCAGCCGACCUCCCCCGAGGAGAAAAAGGCUCCCACCCUGAGGCACUUCACUUCCUCUGAGCCCUUGAGGACGUAUGAAAACCGGCCAAACAAUCACAUGAGGCCUCUGAGCAAGCUGGCACCCAAAAACCUCAGCGAGGUCCCUCUCACCGUAGCAGCGCCCCCCCCCAUGCCCAACAGAACCAACUAUUUCAUCAUCAGGCCCGCGCCCUCACCAGGGAUCGUUCUGCAAGGACGCCACUUUCAGCACGCACAGAUUCCCUCUGCAAUAAGGAAACCAGUCCAAAGAAAUGACUUCUCCAGCACACAACCAGCUGUAGAAGUGGACAGCAUCGUCCUCACCUGUCCAGAUAUCUCAGACGAUGAGAGUGUGAACGUCAAGCGACGCAUCCAGCAGAAGAGGAAGUCGCUGGACGCUGGUUUUCCUGAGCAGGUGAAAGCAGCGGAGCCUCUCCGGCCGACCAUCUAUCCCACCGUGUGCUUGAGGUGCAACAAGCCGUAUGAGGACAUCAAGUGUCCGAGCUGUGGGAACAUGGCGCCGGUGCUUCCCUGCCAGCAGGCCGCGCUGUCGUCCCCGACCCCACGACCCCCCAUCAGAUCCCAGCCCCCCCCGGGACCAAACAGCCUGCAGCAGAACUUCUACAAACCGGCCACCACCAUGAGGGCGCCGCAGGGCGAGACCAUGCCAGUUCGAAUCUCCAGCAGAGGAACCCUGCUGCCUCUGAACAACGGCAGGGCCCCUCUGUUAGCCGGCACGUCGAGCUGCUGCGGCCCCCGGAACCCCCCCAAGGGGAAGAGGACGGCCCAGCAGCACAAGCUCAACGAUCCCAUCGUCCUGUCCAGCGACGAUGAGGAGGAGGCCGACAGCGGCAGCACAGGAAGCGUCAACCGACUGGACAGCGUGUCCCCGCGACCCGCCGACUCGGCACACUCCUCGCCGGCGCCCUCUGGAGGCAGAGUGGAGGCGGCAGUGAAGAGAGCCGGGGAGCAGGAGGAGAUAAACUCUGAAUUCUUUGAAGACGUCAACAUGAAGGUGACGAUACCACGGAGGUCUCGGAUGAAAGACCAGUUUGGAAAUCAACCUGCUGAGCAGUUCUCACCAAAGACCAAGAAGCCCAAGUGCAUGCCCAACAAGUGCGCCAGCAUCAUACUGGAGUGUCGGAGCGUGAGAGUAGGAACUCUGCGCAGGAUGGUGACCAAACCUGUCGUGUUUUCCAUUGAACACAUCCAGCUGGAAACCGAAGGGGCCGAGCCCGGCAGCGUGGAGCAGGUGUGUCUCCGGGCCUCGGAGCUGAUCAGCUGUGAGUGGUGCAGCGUGAGGAAGCUUCCCGUCCUGUUCUUCCAGACGACGCCGGAGGAGUGCGACCGCCUGCGCUCACAGCUCAACAUGACCCAGGAGGGGGGGGGGCUCUGGUACGACUGCACCGGGGAACAGACGGACGAGAAGUACAUCGUGUUGAUCUUCGAGAACGGCCUGAUGAUGAAGGAGCAGAUGAUCCUGGAGGACAUCCUGGGAGAGAUCGGCCGGACCAACAACCUCAUGAACUUCCCGACCAAGGUUCCCUUCGAAGAGGCCAACAUCCGACUGGUCAACUACAACAAGGCCACGAGGCAGAAGGAGGAUAAGACGAAGCCGAUACCAUCUCCUCCCAGAGUCACGCAGGUCGCACCGCUCUCGAUGCCCGUACGCACACGCAUGUCCACCCGCCAGCACACCAGCACCUGCUUCGAGGACGAGGACGAGGACAUGACCGACCUCCAGCCCACGUUCUCCGGACCAAUCAUCAAAUUAAUGGUGUAUCCUCCUCCUCCAGCCAAAGGAGGCAUAUCAGUCACUAAUGAAGACCUCCACUGCCUUAAUGAUGGGGAAUUCCUCAAUGACGUUAUCAUAGACUUUUAUUUAAACUAUUUAGUUCUAGAGAAAUUGAAAAAAGAAGAUGCACAAAGAAGCCACGUGUUCAGCUCCUUCUUCUACAAGCGCCUGAACCAGAGGGAGCGGAGGAACGUUCCAGACACGACCAACCUGCCAAUCCAGAAAAGGAAGCACAACCGGGUGAAGACGUGGACUCGGCACGUGGAUCUGUUCCAGAAGGAUUUCAUCUUUGUUCCCAUCAACGAGUCAGCUCACUGGUACCUGGCCGUCAUCUGCUUCCCGGGCCUCGAGGGGCCCGUGUACGAGCAGAACCCGCUGUACCCCGGCCCGGCGCCGGCCUCCAGCUCGGCGGCAGAUCCCACAUCAGUGGAGAACAUCCCGGACCACUGCCGCCCUCUGUCCCCGGACGGAGACGGGCUGGACAGCUCCUCGGAGCAGCCGUCCCCCGGCGUCCCCGAGGCGUCUGGAGACACUGACAGCGACCUCGCCAAGGAGAGCUCCGCCUUCACAGACAGGAGGCAGGAGCCGUCCAGCAGCUUCCAGGCCAAUGGAGAACAACAGUAUACAAGCGAGUUGCACAGAAUCAGUGUUUGUUACGGUUCAAACCGAGGAGACGAGGACGCCUUCACCUUCUCUGACGACCAGAGCUCCUGUCAGGACGAGUGCAGUGAGGACGGGACGGUGGCUGAGGACACGCUGGGCGCCGACGUCUCUGGUUUGGCCUCCAAGCAGAACAUCUGCAAACAGCCUUGUAUCCUCAUCAUGGACUCGCUGCGGGGUCCAGCCCGGUCCACCGUGGUGAAGACUCUGAGAGAGUACCUGGAGGUGGAGUGGGAGGUGCGUAAAGGGACUCAGCGCAGCUUCGGGAAGGACGUGAUGAGGGGGUCCAGCCCACGUGUGCCUCAGCAGGACAACUUCAGUGACUGUGGAGUUUACAUCCUGCAGUAUGUGGAGAGCUUCUUCCAGAAUCCGAUCCCCAGUUUCCAUCUCCCAGUGAAUCUGUCCGACUGGUUCCAGCAGCAGCGAAUGAAGACGAAGCGCAAAGAGAUCAAGGAGCUGAUCCUGCAGAUCCAGACUCAACAGGAGCUGAGCAGGGACGGCUCCGACCAGGUCCGGGCUCCACCCGCCUCCUUCGAGGAGCCCGAGAUCAAAGAGACUUCUGGGUCGACGGGCCGCCCACCAAACCUACACAUCAGCCCCUGAAAUGGCCCCCCCCACUCCCCCCCCCCCAGCUCCUCCUCGUGAACCUGAACCUGAUUGUACGCUGCUGGUUUCACGAGGAAACGUCUGAAACGCUCCUGAACUCCCCGAUCACCCACAGACUUCCUUUGAAUUUGUAUUGAAUAAAGAAGAUGAAGUGUAAAUAUGCUGGAGUUUCUCCGCUGCCUUUGUAAUUUACUGUUUUCUGACUCCUACAUGGAAGUGUCUCAUUAAGUUAUGUUUUCAUAGAUGUUGGAGAAUCUGUGCAGAAGAUACUGUUUGGCUCUGGCAUCGUUAUUUUUUAUGCUCAUGCUGUGUAGAAUGAUUUAACUGAAAAAUACACUUAGAGGAGGUUUAUGUUAUUUGUACGUUAAGAAUCCUCUCGUCUGGAAAGUGAGACGUCGUUCGGUGCUUGUUGUGUCUCUUCCAUGUGGAGGUGAUGAGCAGUUUCACAAUUAAAAGCUAAUUUAGAUGCAAGAGUGUUUCUGUGUGUGUGUGUGUGUGUUGUGGCCACAGACUGAAUAAAGUUGGACGACAUGACGGCUCCUGAAAGUGAAGCCAAAGUGUCUCCAUCGCCCCCUGGUGGCUGGCUGCAGUACAGGUCCUCCAUGUUAACAGAUGGGAAAUGGACCAAAGUAUAAAAGUAGACGUUAAAUAAAUGUUUGUCAAAGAUG
Messenger RNA from Platichthys flesus (European flounder), 4562 nucleotides. RefSeq names its product SUMO specific peptidase 6a (gene senp6a). Gene Ontology annotation, cellular component: cytoplasm; nucleus. The record is from RefSeq and is a predicted model, not a curated record. The coding region runs from base 796 to 3891 and encodes 1031 amino acids. The transcript has 23 exons. Gene Ontology annotation, biological process: regulation of spindle assembly; regulation of kinetochore assembly; protein desumoylation. Gene Ontology annotation, molecular function: SUMO-specific endopeptidase activity. Lineage: Eukaryota; Metazoa; Chordata; Actinopteri; Pleuronectiformes; Pleuronectidae.